AUGGACGAUCUGACGAGGAAAAGACGGGUGAGAGGAGCUCAUCGAGCUUCGGCUAGUAAACUUGUAGCGAAGAUAGUUGAAACGAUUCCGAGAGCGAUUGACGAGAAAGCAGAAAGGGAUUUGACAUGGCUGAGACAAAGCCAGGUCACGUUACGAGAGAAAGUCAAGAGGUUAAAGGAACUCGAUGAACAGAUCAUUGACAUACUAAGCGCCUCGGGAGAUGAAGACGCCGAAGCACAGCUCAAUAAAGAGGUCGAAAGUUCAGACGAAGCGGUCGCAGAAUUUGAAAGGACAUUGAUGAAAAUCGACGACGCGCUGCGGGAAUCCGGUGAACAAAGACUGCCAUUGUUGACGACGCCAGACGAAGGAAACCUAGACCAGAGCCGUAUAUCGACAGCCAGUACGGGAAAGAUCGUCAGAGCAAAGCUUCCGAAACUAAAGCUUAAGAACUUCAACGGUAAAGUAUGUGAGUGGCCCGAGUUUUGGGACGGGUUUUCAAGCUCGAUAGACAACAAUGACGCAUUGUCUGACGUUGACAAGUUUGCAUAUUUGCGCGGAUAUUUGGAAGGACCAGCGAAGUCUACAAUUGCCGGAUUAGCGUUAACAGGGACAAACUACAACUGUGCAGUGGAAUUGCUUAAGAAACGGUUCGAAAAGAAAAGCAUAGUUCAACGAGCACACGUGAAUGAACUCAUACAACUGCCGGCAGUUUACAAAGAAAGGGACACGCAGAGACUACGGAAGUUGUUUGACAGCUGCGAAACGAAUAACCGCGCCUUGAGAGCCCUGGGGGUGAACGAGAACUCGUAUUCCGCUAUUGUUGUUCCGACGAUCAUGGAGAAGCUGCCCGAGCAGUUUCGCUUGACUAUUACGAGAGGGCAGAACUCCUGGAGUGGUCAAUGGAGGAAAUGCUACAAGCCUUUGAGAAAGAGCUCGAACUACGUGAAGCGCACGAUGCGGUGGGAUCGAGGUCGGGUCGAGAGUACGAAAGAAACGAUGGGAGUUCGGCGUCGGGUAGAAAAUAUGGUCAACAACAUGGGAACUGCAUCCACGUUAAUAGCGAGUGAAAGGAAGGGAAACGUGCUUUCUGCCUGA
This is a messenger RNA of Dendronephthya gigantea, 1095 nucleotides long. RefSeq lists its product as uncharacterized. The coding region runs from base 1 to 1095 and encodes 364 amino acids. NCBI's taxonomy places the organism in Eukaryota, Metazoa, Cnidaria, Anthozoa, Malacalcyonacea, Nephtheidae. The record is from RefSeq and is a predicted model, not a curated record. The transcript has a single exon.